AUGGGCAGUCACCUCACCCUUCAGGAACAAUGGGUGGCGGUCGGAGCCAUGGCCGUCGUCAGCUACGACCACAUCCUCACACUGGAUCGCGAGAUUCAGUACAUCUGGAGGAGGAAGAUCACGGGUGCAAGCGCGACCUACGUCGUCAUGCGUUGCUCCUCGUUGGCCGCCACCGUCUUCACCCUCCUCAAUUUCUUCUCUUGGCCGGGCAAGUCAUCACCAGUGAGAGCCUUCGCGUGCCUCGACAGAAUCUAG
Epithele typhae is the source of this 255-nucleotide messenger RNA. RefSeq lists its product as uncharacterized. NCBI's taxonomy places the organism in Eukaryota, Fungi, Basidiomycota, Agaricomycetes, Polyporales, Epitheliaceae. The coding region runs from base 1 to 255 and encodes 84 amino acids. The record is from RefSeq and is a predicted model, not a curated record. The transcript has 3 exons.